AUGGUUGAACAACUCACUCCUACCAAGUUCAUGAUGGCCACUUUAUUCACUUUUUUAAUUUGUUUUGGAACUGUUGCAAUUUUCUUUGAUUCUCCGUUGAUGGCUGCAGAGGAACCAAACAACAAACUCUAUAAAAUUGAAACCACCAAGUCCGAAACCGAGGGAGUCAUGCCAAUGGCUUUGAAUCAAGCAAAUAACAAUACGAACAGCACUCCGCCCUACAUUUGUGAUCGUUCACAAACACAAAGCAAGUUGGCCAUGUUUUUAAUUUCCUUCUUUGUAGGAACUCUUGCUGUGGAUCGAUUUAUUAUGGGAUACACUUGUAUUGGAGUGGCCAAAUUGCUUGUUCCAACAUGUGGAAUUUGGGCUUUGGUAGAUUGGAUUUUAAUCUUGACAGGAGGUUUAUAUAUGGCUAAUGGUUGUGCCUUAAUCAAUGACAUGUAA
Naegleria lovaniensis is the source of this 444-nucleotide messenger RNA. RefSeq lists its product as uncharacterized. The coding region runs from base 1 to 444 and encodes 147 amino acids. The transcript has 4 exons. Lineage: Eukaryota; Heterolobosea; Eutetramitea; Acrasida; Naegleriidae. The record is from RefSeq and is a predicted model, not a curated record.